AAAUUCUUCUUCCAUUCUAGUUUUGAGAAAAUUUGUCAAUUUUUUUCGAUCUAAUUUGAUGCUUCUAAUUCAUAUUUGAUCCAUGGUUAGUGAAUUUCUUUUGUUUGACAAUAGUGAUGUAGUCUUCUUCUUAUUGAUUUUUUUUGUACGUUGUGUGUCAUGUUAUUCUGUUCCCCACUAUCUGUUUGAUGUAUUUACUCAAUGAGCUUCAGCUGUUGGUUUAUUCUCAACUGAUAAAACAUGUGAUUAUGUCCUCUUAGACUAUACUUUUCUUCAAUAAUUGUGUUUGAAUUCUUUUGUUUAUGUAGAUGGCUAAUGAUCAAAAUGAUGCUACUGUAACUGAAGUUGCAGUAAUUGGAGCAGCCGCUGUAGUAAUAGCUACCGGUGUUGCAAUCCUAGACAUUUUAAGAUAUAGGAAUAGGACUCUUAUCCCUGAUAUACCUAGGGCACCUCAUGUCAAUAGAGACCGAGAGAGGGAGAGCUAUAUAAAUAGCAUUUUGUAUUCUAGUACUAAGCAUUGCAUAGGUCAGAUAUGAAUGAGUCCUUUGGCAUUUUCAAAGCUAUGUGAAACUCUCACUCAAAAAGGACUUUUACAACCCACGAUGCACAUGUCUCUGAGAGAGCAAGUGAUGAUUUUCUUAAAAAUAGUUGGACAUAAUUUGAGAUUACGGUUGGUUGGAAGCAUCUUUCAUCGGUCUAUUGAAAUCACACACCGAUAUUUUCUUAUUGUUCUGGGCGCCAUUUUAAAGUUAUAUCCAAAGCUCAUUAGACUACCAAGUGUUUCCACUCCAUCGGAGAUACGAAAUAAUCAAAGAUUUUAUCCUUGGUUUUGCAAGUAAUAACAAAUAUGCAUAAUUGAAUUUGUCCUUAAGAAAUCAAGUUACCAAAACUUUGGUUGCCUUGGAAAAAAUAGGAUUGUGUGGGAGCUAUUGAUGGGAUACAUAUCCGAGCGUCAGUUCCCCUUGAACUUCAAGGGAGGUUUCGUGGGCGAAAGGGAUGGACAUCGCAAAUUGUUUUAACAUCCAUCACUUUUGACCUCAAGUUUGUAUAUGUACUUGCGGAUUGGGAGGGCUCAGCACAUGAGUCCCGUAUCUUGAAUGAUGCAAUUUCGAGGCCCAAGGGGCUUCAAGUCCUUGAAGGUAAAUAUUACCUUGCUGAUUCUGGUUAUGGCAUUAGAAGUGGAUUCAUCCCUCCAUAUCGUGGUGUUCGAUAUCACCUAAAAGAGUAUAGUAACCAUGAGCCUAAAAAUGAAAAAGAGCUUUUCAAUCAUCGCCACUCUUCAUUGCAAAGCACUGUUGAACGGGGGUUUGGAGUGUUAAAUAAGAGAUUUCGUAUGCUUGGCGGAAAACCUUAUUUGAAGUAUGAACUACAAGUAGAUGUGGUACUAGCUUGUUGUGUUUUGCACAACCAUAUAGUGGGAGUUGAUCCCAAUGAUCGGAUAAUGCGACGGGUCAAUCAUUGAUUCCAGCCCAAACAACGAAAUCCACAAUGGACACAAAGACAAGAGAGAGAGAAGAAAAUAGAGAAUGGACACGAAAAAGGAAGGCCAUAGCUGAUGCUAUGUGGUACCAAUACACUAAUGGUUUAAAUGUCAUCCUGUGACGAUGUGGAAAAGAUAUUAUCCAGUGAUGUUUUGUUUGCUUAGAUGAUGGGGAAAGUCAGCAAAGGGAUUUUCAUUGCUACCUUCAUGUGUUUCAAGUAUUUGAGACUGCUUUUCUUUAGACUGUUCCAUUUUUUUUUCCUUUUCUUUUCUUGAGACUAGUUAUAUAAGAUUGAGGCUGUUUGUUUUCCAAAUCAAUUUAUAUAUGUUGAUCAGACUGUUUUUUUUAGUACUUGGUGCUCUAGUGGUUUGCUCAUUUAUGCUUUUAUGAAUGAGUUCGAUGGAUUAGAAUUUAAUCAUGGAAGUAUUAGAUAUGAUCAAAAAAAGUGAAUCCAGGGGCAAACAAUUUAGGUGGUCAAAACCCAUGGAGUGUGUUGUUGGAAGUUCUUGCGGAUGAGGUGAAAAUCGGGAAUAGACCUAACAACCCUUUUAGAACAAGCUCAUUCAAUCGGGUGUCGAGUGUCAUAUUUGAGAAAUUCAACGUUGAAUGUUCAUCAGAUCAUGUUGAACAUCAUCUUAGAACUUUGAAAACUGCAUGGGGUAUCAUAGCUCAACUUCGGGAUAAAUCUGGAUUUGGAUGGGAUGACAACAUGAAGAAAAUAAUUGCUAGUCCAACUAUCUACACAGAACAUGUUCAGGCACAUCCAACUCAUGAAAAGUAUCUUAACAAGAAGAUUGAAAUGUAUGAAGAGAUAGCUUUAGUGGUGAACAAAGAUCGUGCGAAAGGGAAUUUUGCUAAAUCAUUCAAUGAUGUUGACUUGGAAGCUAGGCCAGAUAUUGAACCAAUAAAUUCGGAUGAUGACAUUGCCAUUGAAAACAUCUCUAAGGACAAGAAUGCUGGAAAACAAUCGGCAUCCUCAAGUGAAACUUCUGCCCAAUCAAGACGUCAUCGCAAGCGUGGUCGUGAUGCUCAUGAUGAGGAGUCGGAUAUCAAAACAAUUUCAGAAAAGCUUGGGCAAGUUGCGGAUGCAAUUACUAGGCUGACAUGGGAUAGGCUUGAUGUUCAAGCUCUUCAAGAUGAACUGAUGAAGAUGGGAGGUUUUGAUGAGGCUUUUCUAGGCUCGGCUUUUGAUUAUUUGGUGGAGCAUGAAAGGCUUGGGAAGGCAUUUAUGGCAAAGAGCAUUAACCUCCGAAGGAUUUGGCUUGAAGAUUUAAGCAACCAUAAAUUUUGAAGUGAAUUAUAUCUAGUGUUUUAUGACUUACUGGUUCUUGUUGCUAGUAGCAUAUCUUUUUGUUAAAAAAUCUUAUUUGUUGCAAGGGUUAAUUUGUAUUUCGAUUCUGAUAGUAACGAUGGAUAAUUGGGUUAUUCAAUUGAUGCUUUUGUUAUUUGCA
Messenger RNA from Rhododendron vialii, 2932 nucleotides. RefSeq lists its product as uncharacterized. The coding region runs from base 2191 to 2772 and encodes 193 amino acids. The transcript is spliced from 3 exons. The record is from RefSeq and is a predicted model, not a curated record. Lineage: Eukaryota; Viridiplantae; Streptophyta; Magnoliopsida; Ericales; Ericaceae.